GAGGAAACAGCCAGAAGUCUCCCAAAAAAGGGGAGGAAAAAAAGUCGCGGGGCUGUUGGGCUGGAUGCGAGCGGAGCUGGCGCGUCCCGAGCGAGCGGCUGCAGCUGCUGCCUGAAGUAGUGCGAAGCAGAAGGCGGCGGCGGCGGGACGCGGGGCCGGCGACUCUCCGGGCAGCAGCAGGGAUCCUUGGGCGGGCGCGCCGCGAUGUCUUCCCCCGCCAAGGCGAAGGAGGUUUUCUCCUCGGACGAAGAGGCCCCCGCCGCCGGGGCCGAGGAGCACCGCAAAGUCAAGGUCUCCAGUUUGCCGUUCAGCGUGGAGGCGCUCAUGUCUGAUAAGAAGCCCACCCGGGAGGCCAGCGCGGGCCUGGAGGGCGCCGGCUUGGGGACGUCCAGGCCCCUGCUCUUGCCCGGCCACGGCUCCCGGGAAGCUCCCAGCCCCGGGGGCCUUACAAAAACCUUCGAGACCUCGUCGGUGAAAUCCGAGAAUUCCGAGGAUGGGUCGUCCUGGAUCCCGGAGGCCGGCAGAUACUCCCCUCCCCCAAGGCACCUGAGUCCCACAGCCUGUACACUGAGAAAACAUAAGACAAAUCGGAAGCCCCGGACACCUUUUACCACCUCUCAGCUGUUGGCUUUGGAACGCAAAUUCCGUCAGAAGCAGUACCUCUCAAUUGCUGAAAGAGCUGAGUUCUCCAGUUCUCUUAACCUCACAGAGACCCAAGUCAAAAUCUGGUUCCAAAACCGACGGGCCAAGGCGAAGAGACUGCAAGAAGCUGAGCUGGAGAAGUUAAAAAUGGCAGCCAAGCCAAUGUUGCCUUCUGGCUUUAGCCUCCCUUUCCCCAUCAACUCCCCCAUCCAGGCCGCCUCACUCUAUGGAACAUCGUAUCCCUUUCAUAGACCUGUGCUUCCCAUCCCACCUGUAGGACUCUAUGCUACUCCUGUUGGAUAUAGCAUGUACCACUUAUCGUAAGAAGAUUGGAAAGUGUAACAGCAAUGCUAUAGACUUCCUGGUGGAUCUUGCCCAAUCCAAGAGUGCAGUACAAAAAAAAAAGUACUGGUCAUUUUCCUGCAUGCUUGUAUGUGCCUUAUCAAGUAUCUAGGAGCUUGAAAGUUAAACAGAGCCUGUAUUCUGCAGGUUGGGUAAACAGCCAGGUGUGAUCUCGACUCUCAAAAAACUGAUCCUGAAAGAAAGGUGUUUUUUUUCUGAAUGCUUAAACUAAUAUAGUUUGUUUAUAUACUGUGGGGGGGAGGGGGCAAUCAAUCUUAAAUCAUGCGUUUGCAAGGCAUAUUUUUUUCCUUAUGGCUUUUCCAGUGGAAUACUGAGAUAUGGGGCUUUUCAAAGUAGGAGAGCAUCCUCCUUUACAGUGAGACAUUUUUAGCCCAAUCCUAUGUACAUUUUCUCAGAAGUAAGUCCCACUGUAUUCAAUGGCACUUACUCCCAUUUAAGUCUGAAACGUAUGGGUGUGUCGGAAUGCAGGCUUCAGUUUGUUGCAACUGGGUAGGGGAAGCUUUAAGAUUUACUGGUAAAGGAGCUCUGUUUAUAAUACCAACUUCAGAAGCAAACAAGCAAUGUUAAAAGAAAACAAACAUAUGAAAGGGCGAACUGAGUUGCUGCCUAUGUUUCCUCAUGGGCCUUCCCCUCUGCUGUGUUCCCUCAAUUAAAACUUAAGCAGCCGGAAUAUUUGAAAUGAAAAAUACUGAACUGGAGGAGCAUUGGUAAAACAAUGCUUACCUUGUAGAAUGUGUGCCAGUUAUGUGCUUUCAAGUCACUUCUGAAUGAUGGUGACUCUAUGAGUUAAUGACCUCCAAAAUGCAAUUCCAUAAAAUUUGCCAUAGAGCAGAAAUAAAGAGGACUGAUUCAGUGGGGAAAGGAUACCAUGAAAAAGGAGAGAGGCGAAUAAUUAUGUUGCUGGUCUUUCCUUCACAAUUUAUUCUUUGUUUCUGGAAUGACAUGUGAAGAUGAGUAUGCUGUAUGCAGCAGCCAAAGAAGAGGGCGGGUCAUAACCUGUGUGCCUUGACCCCAUUCUCCCUUGUUUGGUUAAUCAUUGCCACUUAAAGUUAAGACAAUUCAUACUUGGCUAUUUGAUGCCAGGCAAAAAUAGGACAGAAGUAUGAAGACAGGUGUGGCUUUUCAGAAGUGUGUAUGCAUGUGCAGUGUGACUAUCAAAACCAUGUUGCAGUACCAUUUUGUUUUAUUGACAUCGUAUGUGCAUUAACCAUUAUUAGCUUACAAAAAUCAAUUGUGCUUGAACAUUUCUUGAAAGACCAGCAGACCAAACAAACUUAUGGGAACAAGAUGAUGCCUCCCAUACCAGCAAAACUUAUGGGAACAAGAUGAUGCCUCCCAUACUCUUCCCUUUCUUUUCACUUUGGGUAGGGAGGGUUCCAUUUUGUUAUUCUAAUUUUGUAUUAUUGUUAUGGCUAAACUUAGUGGUAAAGAGUCUAUGGAGGAUGCAGAUUGCUGUAGAAUGGACUUUUCCAGGAUGUUAUAAAGGAAAGAAACCACAAGAUUUCCCCCCUUUUUUCCCUGCUACAGGCUGUAUUGUGAGUUCUGCCCAUUAGCUCAGAUCCACCCUUUUCCCCUCAGCCUAUUAAAAUCCCUUUGAAAGGGAUGCCUUGUACAAUUUUAUAUAUUUUAUUGAAGAUUUAUUAUUUCUUAUCUCUUUUAUUUAGAAUUAAAUUAAAAACUUGCCUAAA
Messenger RNA from Sphaerodactylus townsendi, 2693 nucleotides. It is a transcript of the gene MSX2, whose product is annotated as msh homeobox 2. The record is from RefSeq and is a predicted model, not a curated record. Gene Ontology annotation, molecular function: RNA polymerase II transcription regulatory region sequence-specific DNA binding; DNA-binding transcription factor activity, RNA polymerase II-specific. Gene Ontology annotation, cellular component: nucleus. Gene Ontology annotation, biological process: regulation of transcription by RNA polymerase II; embryonic morphogenesis. NCBI's taxonomy places the organism in Eukaryota, Metazoa, Chordata, Lepidosauria, Squamata, Sphaerodactylidae. The coding region runs from base 205 to 966 and encodes 253 amino acids. The transcript has 2 exons.